Messenger RNA from Sebastes umbrosus (honeycomb rockfish), 3120 nucleotides. RefSeq names its product casein kinase 2, beta polypeptide (gene csnk2b). The record is from RefSeq and is a predicted model, not a curated record. Gene Ontology annotation, cellular component: protein kinase CK2 complex; cytoplasm. Bases 191 to 838 code for a protein of 215 amino acids. The transcript is spliced from 7 exons. Gene Ontology annotation, molecular function: protein kinase regulator activity. NCBI's taxonomy places the organism in Eukaryota, Metazoa, Chordata, Actinopteri, Perciformes, Sebastidae.
UCAGCGCUGUGACGUCCCGGCAGGAGGAAGAGGAAGAAGAAGAAGAAGAGGUAACACUAGAGGCUGAACUGGAGCUGCUGUCCAUUAUCUUAUUAUAUUAUUAUCUUAUUUACAACCGGUGAGAUCGAUCCAUUUCUGAUCUGUCGGGAUUCUUUAAGGAGUAUAGAAGUUGAACGUUAGGUCUUCAGAGAUGAGCAGUUCAGAGGAAGUGUCAUGGAUCUCCUGGUUCUGUGGUCUGAGGGGGAAUGAGUUUUUCUGUGAGGUGGAUGAAGACUACAUCCAGGACAAGUUCAACCUGACGGGGCUCAAUGAGCAGGUUCCCCACUACCGCCAGGCCCUAGACAUGAUCCUGGACCUUGAACCAGACGAGGAGCUGGAGGACAAUCCCAACCAGAGUGACCUGAUCGAGCAGGCAGCUGAGAUGCUGUACGGCCUCAUCCACGCACGCUACAUCCUCACUAACCGAGGCAUUGCACAGAUGUUGGAGAAGUAUCAACAGGGAGAUUUUGGCUAUUGCCCCCGGGUCUAUUGUGAGAAUCAGCCUAUGCUUCCUAUCGGUCUGUCAGACAUCCCAGGAGAGGCCAUGGUGAAGCUGUACUGUCCUAAAUGUAUGGACGUCUACACACCCAAGUCCUCCAGGCACCACCACACAGAUGGAGCCUACUUUGGCACUGGCUUCCCCCACAUGCUCUUCAUGGUUCACCCUGAGUACCGGCCCAAGAGGCCCGCCAACCAGUUUGUCCCGAGGCUGUACGGGUUCAAGAUCCACCCCAUGGCCUACCAGCUGCAGCUGCAAGCCGCCUCCAGCUUCAAGAGCCCCGUCAAGGCCAUCCGCUAGAGCGUCCUGGACAGAGGAGGAGGAGGAGAAGGAGGAGGAAGAUUCGUAGAGAGAGAAGAAUCAUCAUCAGAAGGGGAGAGGUCACCUGCAUUUUACAAAGCUUUCCAGGUGCCCCCUCCCCACCCUGAAGACUGUAUUAUUUUGGUUUAGAUUAGGGCAAAUGAAAAAGUGUAAAGAUUUUUGAGUGUGAGCGAGACGAAAAAACGCACAGCCAUGAUCUUAAUCACAAACAAAACGCACGCACAUACACUCAUACACACAAAAAUACAUACAUGCAUCCACACACUUGGGAUUCCAUACACGUACCUUACCAAACUCAUCAGUGCCAAAAACAGGAGGGUGAGGUAAGAGGAAGCUGAACAAUACAGGGGCUUCACGCUACUGCUGCUGUUCACUCUGCUGUCAUAAUCGCCGGGUGACACUACAGGGGGAACUUCUCCCCGUAGAAAAGGUUUUUACGUCCAGGGCUGUUAGACGGAAAGCUGAAGAAAGUGCAACGGCCGAGUCAGCUCUCACCUCUGGCUCCGCGUUUGUUCUGUAUUUGGCACAAGUUUGGUAAAGGGUGGUGGUUAACCCUCCAUCAUUGGAAGCCUCCUCUUCCCUAUUAGCCCCCCAAAAUGCAUGUACACUCAGGCUGGCACUCGCAGAGACAGUUUGGACGGUGGGUGUUUUUCCUGUAUCACUCGUUUGAAAGAAUUUGGUUACUGGUUUGUCUGACGUUUUGUGGUGAUGUUGCACAAAGCUUUCUGUUAAAUUUGCCUUAAGAUUCAGAGAACACACCCAGAUUGCUUUUGUUUUUCAAGAGGCACAAGCAACAUUAGUUUGUUUCUUUUCUUUCUAAUGUUAGAGGAGGUAAAGUAGAAGUAGAUUUAAAUGUGCAGUGUGUAGGAUCCGGCGGCAUCUAGCGGUGAGGUUGCAGAUCGCAACCAACUGAAACUUCUUCCGUGUGCCAAGUGUGUAGGAGAACUACGGCGGCCCACUCCAUAUGUAGAUAACGAAGACACGAUUAUACACUAAAGAAAACACUCAUUAAUAUGAAAUCCCAUUUCUACCAAUAGAUCCCCCUCAAUGUUACACACUGUUCCUUUAAACUAACAUGAAUUUCCGAAUCGUUCAGACAAUUGUAAUCCGCCUGUGUCAUUUCUCCAGCUGUCUGUGCGUGUGUCAAACAUCUGUCUGUAUUGGUACCGAAGUGAAACUAUAACCUGUGCUCCAUUUUUCUGAGACGUGUCCCCUCCUGCAGCAGCAGGCUUAGCUGCGUUUGUAUUGUCACACACCCGCCCCCCUGUCCCUCGUAGAUUCAUCUUCCUUAAAGAAAUAGUUUGACAUUUUUGGGAAAUACGCAGAUUUGCUUUCUGGCGAGGAGCAGAUUAGAAGACGGUUACUGCUCUGCGGUAAUGUGAAGCUACCGCUAGCGGCCGGUUAGCCCUGUCCAAAGAUAACAAAAUCUACCCACCAGCACAUCUGAAGCUCACUAAUUAACAAGUUAGAUCUUGACUCUUAAUUUGUACAAAAACAAAAUGCGUAAAAAUGACAUUUUGCACUUAAGGUUUCCAGGGGGAGUUAUGUGCCAGUUAGCAGUUGUAUUGAUUCUAGAAAGUUACUGGUCCCUGCCAAGAGAUAGUCUGGCCUGUGACAAAAUAUAAAUUGUUUUUACACUUUAUGUACACAUUAAACAAACGAGAUAGUGAGCUUUAGAGGUGUUGUAUUUUGAUAUCGUUUGACAGAACCAGACCAGCUGUUUCCAGUCUUUUUGCUAAGUUAAACUAACCGGCUGCUGGUUGUAGAUUUAUAUUUAACGUACAGAUACGGUGGUGUCUGUCUUCUCAUCUAACUCCGCCCGAAAGUGGAUAUUCCCCAAAAUGUCAACCUGUCCGUGUAAAGAUCGAGGAGGAGACCCGGAGAAAGAGGAAUUUCGACAAUCUGAAUCCUUCAGCUCACUCCACCACUGCACUGAUCCCACUGGUGUCUCUCCACAGCACAGUCUCAUUAUUUAUGUUCAGGUUUAGAGACAGACCGACCACCAGCCGCUUGUUUUUUUUUUGUUUUGUUUCUGAAGCAGUGGGGCAGACACUCAGCUGCCCUCUCUUCGCUCCCUCCCCCCUCUUUACGUUCGUGUGACUGGAAUAGAUUGUUUUUUGGAUUUCAUGAUACAAGAGAAACGGUAUUUAUGUGUCCAGAUUUUAACUAAUGUUUGUCUGUGUUGUCGUCGUCUUUCUGCUACUGUGGAAGGGUGAGCAGGAUUCAGAAUUCUCAAUAAACUUCUAUUUUCUUUUCAUAUA